GAGCCCGGGCCCAGGGUGAGUCGCAGCUUCGCGCACAACCGAAAACAAACAAACAUCAACACUGACACUCACACGCCGAGACAAUCAACAUUCACGUCGCGCCGCCGCAAUCGCUGUCAUCGUUGUGUUAAAGGAUGCUACAAAGUUUACUGAUUGUAAAAUCUUAAUUUUCCACAAUUAAGUGAGAAUCACCUGAUCCUCCUGCUCCUGGGACUCUACUUUCACUUUGGACUCCUCCCAGCCCACUGCUUCGCCUCUGCUCAAGUCAUCGCUGUCAUGGCAAACCGUGGCAUGGCCAGCAGGCCCAACGGCCAGGUUGCUGGUAACAAGAUGUGCCAGUUCAAGCUCGUGCUACUCGGCGAGUCGGCUGUGGGGAAAUCAAGCCUGGUGCUGCGGUUUGUGAAGGGUCAGUUCCACGAAUUCCAGGAGAGCACUAUCGGUGCUGCCUUCCUGACGCAGACGGUCUGCCUGGAGGACACGACGGUGAAGUUUGAGAUCUGGGACACGGCCGGGCAGGAGCGCUACCACAGCCUGGCGCCCAUGUACUACCGCGGGGCACAGGCUGCCAUCGUUGUGUACGACAUAACUAACCAGGACUCGUUUGCAAGAGCAAAGAAUUGGGUUAAAGAGUUACAGCGGCAGGCAAACCCGAACAUUGUGAUUGCUCUUGCAGGAAACAAGACAGACUUGGCCAACCAGAGGACAGUUGAUUUUGAGGAGGCACAGGGAUAUUCAGAAGACAAUGGACUUUUGUUUAUGGAAACAUCUGCAAAAACAGCCAUGAAUGUGAACGACGUAUUUUUGGCUAUAGCCAAGAAGCUACCGAAAAACGACCAAAGUACACAAAGCCGAACUAACGAAGUAAAUUUCGAUCCUACUCCUCCAAGCAGAAGCCAGUGCUGUGCAUAAUGACUUCUCCAUGGCUGAAUCCACCUGUGUACGCUACACAGUACCGUCGCCCCCAUCGAGCAUCCUUCCUGCGUCUCAUUACUUCCGGCCCCCCAUAUAUUACGUCUCUGUUGCUGGUGUGCACACACGUGGGAGCAUAAACAUUUAAUGGUGAAUUAAACUGUAACUGAAUAUGAUCUCAUUUUUCCCCCCAAAUGGCAUUACAGCUUGAUCGCUUAUAUUUUUGAAAGUACUAUGAUACAUUUUGGAAACACUGCUACAUCACUAGACCGCUUGGCAUCCCAGACUUCUUUUAAAUUAUUUUGAAAUCUGAGAUAUGGACGUUGGCAAUUCUGUAGUCCCUUUGUAUUAAACAUGUUGCAUUGUAACAUCAAUCUAUUUGAAUCUGUCGAGACACAGCAUCCACUGUACAUACUUGAACUCUCAUGGAUAUCAUACAAUAUAGAUGACAGCAGUGAUUCUCUACUUUUUUUUAUCAAUAGUCCCGCAGUCACCAUAUAGUCCCCAUUAUUUGAGCAGUGAUUUGGAGGUGUGUUGGAGGCAUUGGUUCUGUCUGAUGCCACUACCGAACUGGAAGCCCUAAUGAUCCCUUGGCUGUUCAGACCCAUACUAUGGUUUGUGGAGACCCUGGGUGUCCACUCCCAGAAAGGGGAUCCCUCUUGUGUGUACAGUAAUAUACAUUUUAAACCUCAGUGCCAUGCAAAAUCACAACACGAUUGAGUAAUCCACCAAAAUAUUGGAACAUCUGCCGUCACGGUAGCAUAUCGCGGUGCCUGCAAUUUCUGCAUGCUACAGCUUUGGUGCUUCUAAUUCCUAGUGGUGUUUGCCCACCUGUCUGCAUAAUGCCCACCAAGUAGUGCUCAUGCGGACUUACUACCAGCUGUGUGAGGCUCCUCUUGACUGAUACCCAGCUAAUCUGUUAGUGUAACCUUUGUGAAUGAUUUGCCUCGGGAAGUGGGAUUUUUUUUUCUUUUAGUGGGGACAGAAACAUUAAAAUGGUGGUUUUUUGUGCAUUUUAAUGUUUUAGGUUAUGUUCGAAGAUACCUUUAACUAUAAAACAGUAUAUAUAAUUGUAAAUAAAAUAUCGUCACCUUAACCAAUUUGAAUAAAUCCUCUUAAAAGUACGGAAUAAGAUGUACUGUAAUAAGAGAGCAAUUUAAACAAUAUUUGGUGCAAACUGAAUAUCUUGUGUGCAAACAGCAGCAGCAUGAAACUCUUCUCAGAUGUUAAGUAUAUCAUUAUGUAAAACUGAUCAUGUAUUAAAAUGUCCUGUGUUGCUUUGCUAAUGUCAUUUUGAAUUAAAAUAGGAAGUACCACUUCAGUUUUGCAUUUCUUCAGAUGCAAGUGCAGCAUUAUGCAAAUAUAAGCAGUUAAAACUUUUUAAAUGUUAAAAUUAAUAAUGAACAUAUACAAAUAUUCUUUAAUAUAAAUAAAGUACUGUAUUAUGGCUGUUACACAACUUAAACACAUAGCAUCAAACGUGCACAGUAUUUAGCGUUAAAGUGGUUCCAUGUUUUCGGUUGCUGAGAAUAAUACAUUUUUAAUGAUGUUGAAAUAAAGUCCAUUUAUGAAAAUAAA
Lethenteron reissneri (Far Eastern brook lamprey) is the source of this 2487-nucleotide messenger RNA. Its product is annotated as ras-related protein Rab-5A-like. NCBI's taxonomy places the organism in Eukaryota, Metazoa, Chordata, Hyperoartia, Petromyzontiformes, Petromyzontidae. The record is from RefSeq and is a predicted model, not a curated record. Gene Ontology annotation, molecular function: GTP binding; GTPase activity.